AUGGAGUUUGCCACGGGGACCCCUCUCAGCACUAUCAUGCGGCCUACUCUGCGGUCAAAGGAUUUAUCGGAGUCAGCUAAGAAUGAAGUGCUCCGCCCGUACAAAGACAAGGUCGCCCGUUUCUUAUCUUUCCUCCUCUCUCUCGAGCCGCCGCCCGAUACCGCCCCAGCCCCUGUCAACGGCGGCCGAAUCCAAAACUUUGUGUUCGGCCGUGAUAAUCACGAUGCACCUUGCAUUUUCGACACGCUGGAGCAGCUCCAGGACUGGGUCAAUCGAGAGAACGAGAAGAUGAAACUCAACCCUGAUCUCACAACGGCCGACCUUGUAUCAGAGGGCCUCAGGCUGUGUUACUGUGAUGUCGGCUUCCAUAACUUCCUGCUGGAGGACCCUGACGAUCCAAAUAGCCGAUUGACAAUCAUCGACUUCGAACACACCGCCUGGCUUCCCUUCAGCUUCCUAGUAUGGGCGCUGUGGGAUAAGAGGGAGGUGUACAUGGUGGAUCAAGUUACAUCACAGACCGGGAUGGGGAUACCGAGCGGAAAUGUUGAGGCUCUUCACAACAUAUUUCUACAGCGACGGUGGCUCUAG
This is a messenger RNA of Diaporthe batatas, 588 nucleotides long. RefSeq lists its product as uncharacterized. The transcript is spliced from 2 exons. NCBI's taxonomy places the organism in Eukaryota, Fungi, Ascomycota, Sordariomycetes, Diaporthales, Diaporthaceae. The record is from RefSeq and is a predicted model, not a curated record. The coding region runs from base 1 to 588 and encodes 195 amino acids.